CUUUUCAUCAACAAAGUGAGCAAUAAUACAUUCAAUAGAGGAAAGAUAUAAAAGGUCAUCAGAUAGAGGCAAAACCUGAAGGACCAAAGAUCUGCAAUUAAUAAUAGCGUCUGGUUCUUCAUUCUUAGUCUUAUUAACAAUUGUCAAACCAGUGUGCACUCUAAUGGAAACAUGGAGGGUCUUCUUCAAUGGAGUUUAUACUAGAGCCUAUCAUGGAAUUCGUAAAGUGUUUGGGGAGGUCAUCCUGUACUUAUCUAGAUUAUCACUUAAACUUUGAUGAAGCUGUGAGUAAUUUGAGAAGAGAAUGGGGAGCUCUGAAUAGUCGAAAAGAUGAUAUAAAUUUACAAGUACAAACUGACGUCCUUCCUUUGGGGAAAGAAGUGAAACAUGAAGUACAAAGUUGGCUUGAUCAUGUGCAAGAAAUCAAUAAUGAAGUGCAAGCUAUUCAAGGAAAGAUUCAGAAAGUGAAGUGGUACUCACGGGGCCGUGUUGGAAGACUUGUUUGCAAGAAAAUUGAGGUGGUGAAAAACAUCCAGGAACAAGGUAGUUUUCCUAAUGGUCUCGUAGUUGAUAAACCUCCCCCUGGAAUUAUCAUGCCAAUUGAGAAAGUAGUGGGUGAAACUUUUGCAAAAGAAAAAAUUUGGGGAUACUUGAUGGGAAAUGAGGUUGGAAUGAUUGGGGUUUGUGGGAUUGGUGGGGUUGGAAAGACAACCAUUAUGAAAAAUAUCAAUAAUGAAUUGGUGAGGCACACUAAGUUUGAUAAAGUGAUUUGGGUCACUGUAUCUUACCCACUUGAUGUAACCAAAUUACAAGAAAACAUCGCUCAUGCUUUUGCUGUGGAACUCCCAAAAGGCGAGGACAAAGAGAGGUGGGCGGCUGAAUUGAUGAGCAUUAUGGGAAGAGAGUCUCUUAACUUAUUCUUAGAUAAAGUUGGGAGUCAUACUAUAGAAGUUCCAAACUUAGAAAGAAUCUUGAAGCUCAUUGUCCAGGAGUGUGGUGGCUUACCGCUAGCCAUUGUUGUGAUAGCAGAGAGUAUGAAGGGAGAAGAAGAUGUGAAAGUGUGGAAUAAUGCCCUAACUGAAUUGCGGGAACGGGUAAAGAGUGUGACUGGUUCAGAUCAAGAGAUAUUUAAGAGGUUAAGGUUUAGUUAUGAUCGUUUGAAUAAUUCUGAAAUCCAAAAUUGUUUUCUUUAUUGCUCCUUGUUUCCCGAAGAUUAUCCAUUUUUGAGAAAAGAGUUGAUAGAAGGGUGGAUUGAUGAAGGACUAAUUGAUGUGUUGCCUAGAAGAAAAGCAGCUUAUGAGAGAGGCCAGGCUUUUUUAAAUAAGCUAGUAAAGAAUUGCUUGUUAGAGAAAACUGUUAAUUGGGGUCGUGAUGUUUUCAAGAUGCAUGAUGUACUGAGAGACAUGGCUAUCAAAAGCAUCGGUCCUGAAUUUGGAUAUAUGGUAAAAGCUGGUAUGAAAUUGACAGAGGUACUAGAUAAGAGUGGAUGGGGAAAUGAUCUUAAGAAGGUGUCUCUAAUGAAGAAUAACAUAUCAAAAAUUCCCCUUGGGUUGUGCCCAAAGUGUCCAACUCUUUCAACUUUGAUAUUGUCAAAUAAUCGAAGUUUGUUAGAGAUCCCAGAAUCCUUCUUUGAAGGUAUGCCUGAACUGAAGGUUCUUGAUCUUUCUGAAACUGGCAUUGAAGCUUUACCUAAUUCCAUCUCAAACUUGGAGAAGCUCUCUUCCAUGAGGUUAAGGGGGUGUUGGAGGUUAAGAUAUAUGCCUUCUUUAGCAAAGCUUAUAGCAUUAAAGAAAUUAGAUCUGAAUGAUUCCAGGAUUGAGGUGGUCCCUCAAGGCAUGGAGAAAUUGAUUAGUCUCGAAUAUCUUGAUUUAAGUGGAUGUAGAUAUCUAAAAGAGAUUCCAAUGGGAAUGUUAUCAAACCUUUCCAAUCUCCAAUACUUGUCAGUUUAUGAAGGAUUGAAGAUAAAAGGAGAAGAGGUUGCGAGAAUGAGCAAGUUGGAGACCUUUGAAGGUAUAUUCAAUGACAUACAAAGCUACAAUUAUUUUGUCAAGUCUCAAGAUUUCCAAAUUCUUACUGAUUACCAUAUGGAAGUAGGAAAAAGACUCAAAGGAUCGCCGACUACUCCAGGGGAAUCUGUGGUUAGUAUUAUUGAUUGUGACUUAGGAGAAGAAUGUAUAGUGCUUCCAGAUAACCUUAGCAGUUUAAUGAUCUGGGGGUGUGAAAACAUGAGAAGCAGCUUAAAUAAAGCAGCUUUGUUAGAAAAGGCAACCGAGUUGAGAUCCUGUUUUAUUAGGCUUUGUGAAGAUAUGGAGUGUGUGGUUGACUUGAACUCAUCCUCCUAUCCAGUACUGGAUAAGCUUGAAGAGCUGUAUCUUGAGAAAUUGCCUAAAUUGAGUGUGCUUGUGAGAGUGGAAGGAGUAGCAACACCACCGCACGUCUUUUCCAAUCUUAAAAGGCUUUAUAUUAGCUGGUGUUUCGAAAUCAGGAAGUUGCUUCCACUUGAGCUGCUGCAGGCCUUCCAAAACUUAGAGGAGAUUCAUGUUUUUGAGUGCACACAAAUGGAGGAGAUAAUAACAUCAUCAGAUUCAGAUGCAUCAUCGGAUAAAUUCACUUUUCCCAAGUUAAGGAUAUUACACUUGUGGGAUUUACCCCAAUUGAAGAGCAUCUGCAGUGCCAAAGGAGUUAUGGUUUGUGAUUCUAUUGAAGAAAUUUGGAUACAGGGAUGUCGGGAGUUAAAGAGGAUCCCUGUGCAGCUUCCCCUGCUUGAUAAUGGCCAACCAUCUCAUCUCAGAGAAAUCAAGAUAGAUGAAGAGUCAAAAGAAUGGUGGGAAUCAGUGGAGUGGGAUCAUAAGAACCUACUUCACCCUUUCUUGAAAUAUUCGUCGCAGUGAUAAUUGAGAGUAUGAAUUGAGUGAAAUAAACGAUCAUGAUCCAGAGUACGAAAUCGUCAAGUUAAAUUUCUAGGUUUAUUCAACAUUCCUUCCAGUUCAUGGUAGCGGACGGCUAGGAUGAGCGGCAACAUUACGUUUGUGU
This is a messenger RNA of Rubroshorea leprosula, 3033 nucleotides long. The record is from the annotation of a GenBank genome assembly. Lineage: Eukaryota; Viridiplantae; Streptophyta; Magnoliopsida; Malvales; Dipterocarpaceae.